Cicer arietinum (chickpea) is the source of this 1908-nucleotide messenger RNA. RefSeq lists its product as uncharacterized. The record is from RefSeq and is a predicted model, not a curated record. Lineage: Eukaryota; Viridiplantae; Streptophyta; Magnoliopsida; Fabales; Fabaceae.
CUAUAAAGAUACUUUCAUUGAUUAAGUACUAUUGACAUAAUGCUUACAAUGACAAGUAUCCAUUUAUUCCUCACGACUUAAUUGACAAGUAUCCAUCCAUUUAUGCACCACAUGCUCUUGCUACUUUGGCAGCACAUACUUCCACUUAAAUUUUGUUUCUCAUCUCUUAAACAAGGUUAAAAUUGCAUAGUACAAUAAAACACUUCACUACUCUAUUACACUCCCCCUUCGCUAGAUCUUCAAGGAGCCAAAACCCUGUAGCUCUUGAAGGAAGCCAGAAUACCCAUGGCUCAUCUAAUCUACUUGUGCUACACAAAGGUACUCCUACUCUCUAUUCUUCUAUUUCUCUUUGUCUCUCUUUCCUCUUGUUCCUACUGGUCCGAACCACAACUCAAGACCAACACACAAUUGUCUAUUAGUACAAGAAGAAUGCUAGAGGUAGAAAAAGAAGAACAACCUUUGAAGAAGAAAACCACCGCACAAUUCACCAAAAACCAAACCAAACUAAGCAAGCCCAAUAGUUUCUCUUCCAAAAACCAAACCAAACCUAUCAAAUCCAACACCAUUCCCAUAAAAUACCAAACAAAAACCAUCAAAUUCAGUAACAAUUCCACCAAAACCGUCAAAUCCAAUAACCUUAAUUCCUCUAAAUUCCAAAGCAACCUUAAUUCCUCCAAAAACCAAACCAAUGUUAGCUCCAAUUCCACCACCAAGUUCAAGAAGCUGAACUCCACAUCAAACCCAUCAAAACAAACCUCAUUUUCCACUUCAACCAAAAAACCAUUUGAUCUCAUGAAACCAACAAACAAGACUACAAAAACCACCGCCACCACAAAAGACAAAAAUAACAACAAGCAAACAAAACCUCAAACUCACGAGACAAACAAUAAACCAAAGAAACAACCAACACCCAGUUGGACAUUGAAACAACAACAACAACAACAACAAAAUGACGAGGAAGACGACGAUGAUUUGGUUUCAGAAUUCAAAGAUCUACCCAACAAAUUUCACCGCACACUCAUCCCAGACCUAGAACGAAUCUCAACAACCUCCAAAGCAUACAUAACAAAAGCCAACUACGAAAUGACAAAAGGAUUCAAACCCUACGUUGGCAAAAAAUACGCACCCACCAUAGCAACCACAGUUUCAUCUUUUUUGGUAUUAAUCCCUCUUUUCUUAGUAUCUCUCCUUUGCAACAAAAUCAAAACCUAUUUCUCACUUCAAAAAAUCUUAAUCUUCAUCCAAGUUUACCUCUCAAUUUACUUCACAAUUCUAUGCAUCUCAACAUUAAUGACUGGAAUUGAACCCUUGAAGUUUCUAUUCUCUACUUCGCAGUCCACGUAUCUAUGCUUUCAGGUUCUUCAAACUCUCGCAUAUGUUUUCUAUCUACUGUUACUCGUCAUGUACCUUGUUCUUGUGUUUUCAACUGAAUGUGGGCUGGGAUCGAAGUUUUUGGGCUUGGCCCAGAUAUUUGUCGGCUUUUGUGUUGGGCUUCAUUAUUAUGUAACAGUGUUUCAUAAAGUGGUGUUGCGCCAACCGCCUAAGAGUAGUUGGAAGGUUCACGGGAUUUAUGCUGCGUCUUUUUUUCUUGUUUGUUUGUUUGCGAUGGCUCAUAGAAGGAAAAAAGCUUACGUGGAAAAUGAUGGAGGAGAAGGCAAGAACAAUUAAAUUUAUUUUUCUUUUUCUUUUCAUUUCCAUUUUAUUCAAUUUUAGAAAAUAAAGUUACUAAAAGCAUAAACUUGUGUAUAAGCAUGAGUACUUUCAAUGCCUCCUAUUUUUCUCAAAUUGUUUGCAUCUUUAUUUUCAGUUGAGAAUAGGAAGGAUUCAAUUAAUUAAUUGUAUUGUUUUUUUCAUUUUUUAAUGUCUUGUCAUCGCCAUAACUAUCAAAUACUAGUAUGUGUUAUAUCA